AUGGGUUUUUAUAGAGACAUAUGGAUAUAUAAAGAGGUUUUUCUUAGGGUUUGGAAAUUGGAGAAAAUGGGAAAGACAUUUGAGUUUUGGUAUUCAAUGAUUAAUGUUCAAAAAGGUCAGGCCCAAUGGGCCCAAUUAUUAGGUGAGGGUUCAGAAAAGAUAAGCCCGAUGGGUGAUAAACAAGCAGAUAAUUCGUUUAAUGCUACAAUUAUAUGGAGGUGCGGGGAAUCGAACCCCGUGCCUCUCGCAUGCGAAGCGAGCGCUCUACCAUAUGAGCUACACCCCCGUUUUUAA
Molecule: messenger RNA, 294 nt
Organism: Dovyalis caffra
Lineage: Eukaryota; Viridiplantae; Streptophyta; Magnoliopsida; Malpighiales; Salicaceae
Source: the annotation of a GenBank genome assembly